This is a messenger RNA of Ostrinia furnacalis (Asian corn borer), 1535 nucleotides long. Its product is annotated as bicaudal D-related protein homolog. The record is from RefSeq and is a predicted model, not a curated record. Bases 303 to 1535 code for a protein of 410 amino acids. The transcript has 6 exons. Lineage: Eukaryota; Metazoa; Arthropoda; Insecta; Lepidoptera; Crambidae.
UCUCGCUCGGCACUGUUGUGCCCGAACCGUCGUCGAGGCAACACCGCGUUGCUCUCGGCAUCGAACCAACGCGGCGCGCCGUGCAGUGUUGUGAACCGGAAAUGUUGAAGUGAUACACAAUUAGUUAUAAUGGCAUUAAAAAAAGAUCUCGAAUUGAAUGUGAACAUUUUCAAAAGCAUCAAGUUACCCAAAACAACGAAAAUCCAACAGGCUAUAGACAAACUGUUCAAAAAGAAUACCUACACCAAAAUAGUGCAAAGUUAACUCACACUAUUCAGUUUUAGAACGUAUUAAGUAGAUAAAUGGCUGGUGAAGUUAACACAAAUAGUAGAAGUAGUGAUAUUAGUAAACCUGAACCGCCGGAUCGUAACAAAUCGCCUAAUUUCAUAACUGAUGAGACAGAGUUUGUUGGGAAGGGGAAUAUACGGUCGUCUACACCAAUAAGUAAACAUAGGAGGAGCAGGUCUCGCAGUGGGACUAGGAUAACAGCUAAGGCUUUGAGUUUAUCGGACGAAGGAUUCUACCAGGACUUGGAGGAGUACGUGAUGGAAAUGGCGAGUUCAAGGGAAGGUGGUAUGGACGGCGGGAUUGAGCCCGACGUCUGGAGUCAGCUGCAGCAGAAGGAAUCUGACCUUUUGCUGGCCGCUGAGCUGGGGAAAGCGCUUUUGGAGAAGAACGAAGAACUGAAAAAGGAACAGGAGCGAGUCGUCGAGGAAUACUCCAAAAAACUUGAGGAGUUGGAGCAAGAGAAACACCUGCUGAGGAGACGACUGGACACAGAACAAGGAGAAUAUGAGGCGCGGCUACUGGAACUGCAGAACGACAUCAGAGAACUCACUGCCAAGAUCGACUCACGGGACACAUCGGUUAAACAGCGCGAUGAAGAAAAAGCCAGUCUGAUAGCAGAACUCACAGCACAGAACUCGCGGCUCACAGCACAGCUGAAGGAGUCGUCGGCCACAGAAGCACAGCUCAUGGCGCAGCUGGAAGGCCUCAAGGACCAGUGUUCGAUGAGGAAGACCAGUCUCCAGGACCACGUGCAAAGCCUGGAGUCCCUCAAAGCAGAAUUAGCGCUGGUUAGCGACAAGCGUGCAGAACUGGAAAGGAGGCUCACGACCUCCCUCCAUGACAAGGACAACCUCAUGCAGCAGCUGGACGAAGCCAAUGAUAGGAUCACGGCGCUGGAGAGGCAGCUGAAGGAACAGGAACACCUUUACCACAACACACUCAAAGAACUGGAGCGUCUACAACGGUCCCACGACACAUUGGCCGAGAGGAUCGGGGCACCGGACCCUAUAGAGACCACGGACGCCGCCCGGUCUCUUCACGCUGAGAUGGAGACCGAGCCAGAAGACCAGGAUGACGGCUGGCUCAGGAGCGAGGCGGUGCAAGUGUACAAACAGCUGAGGGCGUUGGCUCUACAGCUGAAUACGGGACAUGAUGAUGAUUCAGAAGAAUUUAAAGAGCUGGAAGGACAGGAGAGGCCAGUGUUCAGCAUUGGAUAUCCUGUAGCUGAAAUCAUGAUGAUGAUGUAA